Messenger RNA from Tympanuchus pallidicinctus (lesser prairie-chicken), 3188 nucleotides. It is a transcript of the gene SIDT2, whose product is annotated as SID1 transmembrane family member 2. The record is from RefSeq and is a predicted model, not a curated record. Gene Ontology annotation, cellular component: membrane. The transcript is spliced from 28 exons. NCBI's taxonomy places the organism in Eukaryota, Metazoa, Chordata, Aves, Galliformes, Phasianidae. Bases 27 to 2633 code for a protein of 868 amino acids.
AGCCCCGAGCCGGGGAUGCGGGCACGAUGCCCUCCGCCGGGGCCGCCGCGCUGGCCUGGGCGCUGUUUUGGCUGCUCGCCCCUCCGUCCGCCCUGCCCGAACCCCUGGACCCGAAGAAGAACGUGGAGCAGAAGGACGCCGUCUUCGACAAGAUCUACACGGACUGGGUGGCCGCCGACACGCUCAACAUCUACGCCUUCAACCACACGGUGCUGAGGAACAGGACGGAGGGAGUGCGGGUGUCGGUGAACGUCCUGUCCGACCACAAGGACCUGCCUGUGCUCUUCGUGGUGAGGCAGAAGGAGGCGGUGGUCUCGUUCCAAGUGCCACUCAUCCUUCGGGGGCUGUACCAGAGGAAAUACGCCUACCAGGAGGUGAGCCGCACGCUGUGCCAACCGCAGACCAAGGUGGAGGUGGAGACCCAGCACUUCUUUGUGGACGUUUCCACGCUGUCCCUCAACGCCUCCUACCAGCUGCGGGUCACCCGCGUGGAGAACUUUGUGCUGCGGACGAAUGAAGCCUUCGCCUUCAAUGCCACAGCAUCACAGCCGCAGUACUUCAAGUAUGAGUUCCCCGACGGAGUGGACUCGGUGAUUGUGAAGGUGACCUCAGCCAUGGCCUUCCCCUGCUCCGUCAUCUCCAUCCAGGACAUCCUGUGCCCCGUCUACGACCUGGACAACAACGUGGCUUUCAUCGGGAUGUACCAGACUAUGACCAAGAAAGCGGCCAUCACGGUGCAGAGGAAGGAUUUCCCCAGCAACAGCUUCUAUGUGGUGGUUGUGGUGAAGACAGAAGACGAGGCCUGCGGAGGAGCCCUCCCCUACUACCCCCUCUCCAAGCGCACCUCCCCAGAUAAGCCAGUGGAUCAGCACAACCGGCAGAAGAUGCUGGAGGUGAUGGUGUCACCGGCCAUAACCUCGGAGGCGUACGUGAGCAGCAUGCUCUUCUGCCUCGGCAUCUUCCUCUCCUUCUAUGUCAUCACGGUGCUCAUCGCCUGCUGGGAGAAUUGCCGUCAGCACAAGAAGAAAGGGCUCUUGGCUGCCAUGGACUCGCCCAGCCUGGACACGGCAUCCUUACUGGGGCACGCCCACAGCAUCCCAGACUCCUUCCUCGGGCAUGCCCCCUACGUGGGCUGUGGAUACGGCUCCUUUGAGAAUGGUUCCUCCUGCAGCACCGAGGCCAUCACAGACAGCAUGGGCUCUGCAGACGUCUCCUAUGGAUACAUGGGGCAGGAGCAGUUCAAGCGGCGCAUCCCCUCCUCCCCGAUGAGGCACCAGUGCAUUGCCAUGGGAGAGCGGUCGCUGGAGAACGUGGCCGGCCGGCCGCGCCUGGAUUCCCUCAGCUCUGUUGAAGAGGACGACUACGACACGCUGGCCGACAUCGACUACGACAAGAACGUCAUCCGCACCAAGCAAUACCUCUGCGUGGCUGACCUGGCCCGCAAGGAUAAGCGGGUGCUGCGGAAGAAAUAUCAGAUCUACUUCUGGAACAUUGCCACCAUCGCUGUGUUCUACGCGCUGCCCGUCGUCCAGCUCGUCAUCACCUACCAGACGGUGGUGAACGUCACCGGCAACCAGGACAUCUGCUACUACAACUUCCUGUGUGCCCACCCGCUGGGGAACCUCAGCGCCUUCAACAACAUCAUCAGCAACCUGGGCUACGUGCUGCUGGGCUUGCUCUUCCUGCUCAUCAUCCUGCAGCGGGAGAUCAACUACAACAGGGCGCUCAUGCGCAAUGACACACGCGCCCUGGAGUGUGGCAUCCCCAAGCACUUUGGGCUCUUCUAUGCCAUGGGCACGGCGCUGAUGAUGGAGGGGCUGCUCAGUGCCUGCUACCACGUCUGCCCCAAUUACACCAACUUCCAGUUCGACACCUCCUUCAUGUACAUGAUUGCUGGGCUCUGCAUGCUGAAGCUGUACCAGAAACGGCACCCAGACAUCAACGCCAGUGCCUACAGCGCCUAUGCCUGUCUGGCUGUUGUCAUCUUCUUCUCUGUCAUUGGUGUGGUCUUUGGCAAAGGCAACAUGGUCUUCUGGAUCAUCUUCUCUAUCAUGCACAUCAUGGCCACAUUGCUGCUGAGCACCCAGCUCUACUACAUGGGGCGCUGGAAGCUCGACACAGGCAUCCUGCGCAGGAUCCUUCACGUGAUGUACACAGACUGCGUCCGGCAGUGCAGUGGCCCCAUGUACGUGGACCGAAUGGUGCUCUUGGUUAUGGGAAACAUCAUCAACUGGUCCCUCGCCGCCUACGGGCUCCUUGUGCGCCCCAAUGACUUCGCUUCCUACCUGCUGGCCAUCGGCAUCUGCAACCUGCUCCUCUACUUCGCCUUCUACAUCAUCAUGAAGCUCCGCAGCGGUGAACGCAUCAAACUCAUCCCCCUGCUCUGCAUCAUCGGCACCUCUGUGGUCUGGGGCUUUGCACUCUUCUUCUUCUUCCAGGGUCUCAGUACCUGGCAGAAAACACCAGCGGAGUCCCGGGAGCACAACCGUGACUGCAUCCUGCUCGACUUCUUUGACGACCACGACAUCUGGCACUUCCUCUCCUCCAUUGCCAUGUUUGGUUCGUUUCUGGUGCUGCUGACGCUGGAUGACGAUUUGGACUGCGUCCAGCGGGACAAGAUCUACGUCUUCUAGAGCCUGGAGGAGGGGGGCCAGGCACGGUGUGGCACCCAGGGACCCGCCGUCCUACUGCUCCCCAGUGCCACAACCCAGGGCUGUGCCAAAAGCCCAGCAGGACCCCAUGGACCGUGCCUGCGCUGUGGGUCCCCACCGGAUGCUCCGUCCUCAUCGCCAUUCCCACAGCAGGCCGGGGUCCCUUGGCCCCACUGUACCUCCUGCUCACCGUGCCAUCCUGGGGGCUGCCCAGCACAGGUCCUCGCCAAAAGCGGUUCUGGGGAUGCGCUGCGGUGCCCGGCCCUAAUCCUGCACUGGGACUGCGCCCAUCCUUGGUGAUAAGUGACACUGGAAAGGCGCUGGUGGGCUGCCCGUCCCGCAGCUCCACACACACCGGUGUGGGACCUUCAGUGCCUAACGCCCAGGUGUGGGGCACUGCGAUGCCUUCGCACCCCAGGGCGGCCAUGGGGCUCAGAGCCUCUCGGGGUUUUUAUUCUCCCGUCCGCUGCUCCUGCAGUGCUCAGCACUCAGCUGGGCUCCGGGCGGCUCACAUUAAAGUCUCUGCACUUUACAGCA